AUGGCCGAUCUUGUAAUUGGUACUACUGUUCAAGUUUUGCUUGAGAAACUGCUUUCUCUAACAAUUGAGGAGAUCAACAGCUCAAGGGAUUUCAACAAAGAUCUGGAAAUGCUUACACAAAAUGUAUCCUUAAUCCAAGCUUUCAUUCAUGACGUUGAAAGACCACAAAUUGAGAAACAACAGUCUGUGGAACAAUGGCUCAACAGGCUUGAGGGAGUUGCUCAAAAUGCUGAAAAUGUGUUUGAUCGAUUCAGAUAUGAAUCUCUCAAAGCACAAUUGAUGAAGAUCCGAAACAGCCCAAUGAAAAAGGUCAGUGGUUUCUUUUCUCAUAAUGCUUUUAAGAGAAAAAUGUCUCGAAAAAUCAACAACAGCAAUAAAGAGUUGACUGAUAUCAAUAAGUUAGCCAAAGACCUCGGUCUCCAAUCACUAAUGGUUCCUUCUCGGCAAAUAUUACCAAUUAGAGAAACAGAUUCCUUAGUGGUUGCUUCAGAUGUUAUUGGUAGAGACUUGGAUGUUGCUGAGAUAAAGGAGAAGAUUUUGAACCUGAGAGAGGAGAAUGCUCUUCUGUGCACCAUUCCCAUAGUGGGUAUGGGGGGUUUAGGGAAAACUACUGUGGCUAAGAUAAUUUACAAUGAUGAACACAUCAAGCAAAUCUUUGAAAAGAGAGCUUGGUUGUGUCUACCUGAGAUGUCAGAAAUUAAGAGCUGA
This is a messenger RNA of Solanum dulcamara, 708 nucleotides long. RefSeq names its product disease resistance protein RGA2-like. The transcript has a single exon. Bases 1 to 708 code for a protein of 235 amino acids. Gene Ontology annotation, molecular function: ADP binding. NCBI's taxonomy places the organism in Eukaryota, Viridiplantae, Streptophyta, Magnoliopsida, Solanales, Solanaceae. The record is from RefSeq and is a predicted model, not a curated record.